AAUUAGGUUAUGCUUAUGUAAACAAAAACUGUACCUGAAGUUUUAAUUUUUUCCAGAAAAUUGUGUUUCCAAGUGUGUUUGUUAAUAGUUUUUCUCUCGCCUGCCAGUGUUUUUAAUCAUAGUCUUCUCCCUCUGACAAAUUCAUCCAAGUUUGUAAUGGCUCUCAGUCAUUUUGCUGAAAAAAGUGGUAUCGUACCUUGUAACACAGAUUGGGGUUGCUGGUGGCAAACGGUUGAUGAAAUUCACAUUGAGGUCAGAUUUCCUCCAGACCAACCCAAAAAGUCGAGGGAUGUCUCCUUAAAAAUUGCUCCAAAGAAAAUUGAUUGUGUUGUCUCAUCCGUUCGCAUUUUCCAGGGAACUUUAUUCAGUAUAAUCCAUGCUGAUGAAGCAAUUUGGACCAUUGAGGAUGGUGGCCGAUUAUUGAAUAUAGUGCUUCCAAAAGCUGACUAUGCUGCCAAAGAUAUAAUUUGGAGUUCUCUUAUGGAAGAUGGAACAUACGCUCCAGAUGCACUCACUUUCCAUGAAAUGCGGAAGAAACUAGAUCUUGAAAAAUUCCAAAUCGAGAAUCCUGGCAUGGAUUUCAGCAAAGCAAAAUUAUCAAAAUGCUAUGAUAAAAUGCCUGAGUCAGUGCUCGAAAAACCAGAACCAUCGUAAAUGAUGUCUGAUUGCUGCCUUGCUAUUCAGUGGAUCUCUCACCCACCUCUCCCAAGUUGGAAAGUCCUCCAAAUGUUGCUACAGCUCUCCAGUGGCCCUGGUAUUCUUUUCUGAAGUAUUACCUACUAGUCCCCCAUUGAGGAAUUGAAGUUGAUAUAAUUAUGCAGUUCACUAGUCUCUAAUUUUCUCCUGUGUGAAAUGGAUGGAAAAGUUCUAAGGUGAAUUCAUUUUAAUAUAUGUAAGUUAAAUAAAAAUAAUUACCUAGUGCAUUAUUGACCAAUAUAUGUAAAUUUAGCAAGUAAAUCGUUUUCCAAAAUGCUGUGAUAAA
Bemisia tabaci is the source of this 982-nucleotide messenger RNA. RefSeq names its product nudC domain-containing protein 2. Gene Ontology annotation, cellular component: cytoplasm. The record is from RefSeq and is a predicted model, not a curated record. NCBI's taxonomy places the organism in Eukaryota, Metazoa, Arthropoda, Insecta, Hemiptera, Aleyrodidae. Gene Ontology annotation, biological process: protein folding.